Messenger RNA from Chlamydomonas reinhardtii, 995 nucleotides. RefSeq lists its product as uncharacterized. The transcript has 6 exons. Lineage: Eukaryota; Viridiplantae; Chlorophyta; Chlorophyceae; Chlamydomonadales; Chlamydomonadaceae. The coding region runs from base 31 to 408 and encodes 125 amino acids. The record is from RefSeq and is a predicted model, not a curated record.
GACUAUUGUAACACUAGCUACAGAUAGAUAAUGUUGGCACGUCUCGCUUCCACCACGCGCGUGUUGGGCCCUGUGCGCACGCGUUCGACCGUCGUCCGCGCGAUGGCUUCCGCGGCUCCCGCCCCCAAGUACUACCUGCUCGAGUACAAGUACGUGCCCGACAUUCUGGAGAAGCGCACGCCGUACCGCGCGGCGCACAUCGAGGGCGCAAAGAAGCAGGCCGAGGCUGGCAAGAUGGUGAUGGCCGGCGCGUUCGGCGAGACGCCCGAGGGGGCUCUGUUCGUGUUCCGCGACACGACCCCCGAGGACAUUGAGAAGUUCGUCAAGGCGGACCCGUACGUGCAGAACGGUCUGGUGCCGACCUGGCACAUCAAGCCGUACGCGGUGGUGGUGGGCCCGCUGCCCUGAACGUGCCUUUAGUGCCUGGACCUGGCGUUGGCAUGGGCAUGGGCAUGGGGGCAGCGGCGGCGCGGCGAGGGGCGGAGCGGCCGUGAGGAGGCGCGGCACUGGGGCGGAGCGGAGCGGGGCCGUUGUCGUGGGGCCGCGUGCACACAGCGACUGUUUCAGGGGCACGCGGGUCGCGGGCCGCGGGCUCCGCAAAGCACGGGUGCCAACAGGACAGACCGCUUGCAUGAGGGGCUAGGGCUGCCUGUUAGGCUGGAGUGGCGCGCCAUUUGCGUAUGUUGGUGCAACAGACGCGUUGCGCCGAGCCGAAACAAUGGUGUGUUGGCCUGAACGGGUGGUUUUGGCGCUCAGGAGCAACCCCCGGGUGGGGGCCCGUAGCAGCCCGCCGUGUGUGUGCACGUGACCACCGCCACUCGCUGGUGACCACCUAGGCCCGGUAGCGGGCAAGAGGAACUUGUGUUGCUAGGAAAUGGCUCAGGCAAAACGAAUGUUUCGUGCUUGGACGUGUUAAUCCCACGCACGUGAGGGGUUGCGUUGGUAUCCUCCUCCGUUGCUUGUAACCUUGGUCAUCCUCCAGGGAUGCCCUAUCG